Molecule: messenger RNA, 504 nt
Organism: Impatiens glandulifera
Lineage: Eukaryota; Viridiplantae; Streptophyta; Magnoliopsida; Ericales; Balsaminaceae
Exons: 2
Coding region: 1-504 (167 amino acids)
Source: RefSeq, a predicted model, not a curated record
AUGGCUGAUGUGCACUUGUGGAAAGUGGAAGAAAAUGGGAAAAUUAAGUCAAGUGCGAUUUGGAACGUUAUUCGGGAAAGAGGUCAAAUUGUAAGUUGGGCUUCACUUGUGUGGUCCUUGAAAAUCAUUCCGAGACACCGGUUUAUUUUUUGGUUGUCUUUCCGUGGUAGACUUAGUACCCGUGAUCGUAUUCGUGCUUAUAUGGAUAUUCCGGACGCCAAUUGUGUUCUUUGUAGUGGAUUUGCGGAGUCCAUUGAUCAUCUUUUGGGUGGCUGUUUUUUUGCUAGGUCUAUUUGGAAUCUUUUUACUGUAGCCAUGGGAAUUUGUGAGUUUGCUGCCAUUGUUUAUCAUUUAUGGGCUGAGAGAAAUGCUAGAGUCUUUGGUAGAGUUCGUCGAAACGUUGAUCAUGUGUUGAGCGACAUUGUAUUUGAUUGUGGUGCGCUAAUUAGAACGUGGAGACGGGUUCCUAAAGGCGGGCGGGAAUGGGUCCUUUGUCACGAAUGA